Messenger RNA from Betta splendens (Siamese fighting fish), 742 nucleotides. It is a transcript of the gene ecrg4a, whose product is annotated as ECRG4 augurin precursor a. NCBI's taxonomy places the organism in Eukaryota, Metazoa, Chordata, Actinopteri, Anabantiformes, Osphronemidae. The record is from RefSeq and is a predicted model, not a curated record. Gene Ontology annotation, biological process: central nervous system development; anaphase-promoting complex-dependent catabolic process; G1 to G0 transition. The coding region runs from base 91 to 528 and encodes 145 amino acids. The transcript is spliced from 4 exons.
CAGUUUCCAUUGGCCGCCCACCCUCCCCUUUGUGCCGGAGCCUGCUCAGUUCUCUCGGGUCUUUAUGCAGAUCUGUACAGUGUCUAUAAGAUGGCAUCCCAGCAGUUCUAUGUCAGCUUAACUGGGCUGGCUGCACUGUUGCUAGUGUUGGCGCUCGGAGAUGCGUCCAGUGGAGGCAGCUUGCACAAGAUACUAAGAAAGAGAGAUGUGGCAGCAGCAGCUGCCGGCCCCUCGAAGUCGUCCGUCGCCAUCCAACCGUCCAAGGCUCAAGAGUUCCUGGCCAAGCUCAGCAGGACCAGGAGGCACAUUUGGGAUCGCACCAGACCAGACGUGCAGCAGUGGAUCGCGCAGUUCAUGUCCAUGGGAUAUGAUGAGCAGAGGCUGGAGGCUGACCUGUCGUACUGGAUGGACCACGCACGAGCCAAUGAUCAGGGACGUCAGCACCACUACGAUGAAAACGCCCCGCUCGCCCCGCAGCACCCCAGCUCCUACAGACACGGGGCGAACGUCAACUACGACUACUAUUAACCCCCACGGCAUUCACAGAAGUCCCAGGACCCGCUGGCCAGAGGCUCCUUCCUUUGUCUGAGUCAGCGAGUAGCUUCUUACCAAGGCAGCCUUAACUUUUACUCCCUCCACAGCUGCUGAUUUUAAUCUGUAACAGUAAAAAUAUUUGGAAACCCCCUUAUUUAGGCAUAAUUGUGUAUUACACUUAAAGUGCGAUAAUAAAAGACCUGAAGCA